Molecule: messenger RNA, 198 nt
Organism: Racocetra fulgida
Lineage: Eukaryota; Fungi; Glomeromycota; Glomeromycetes; Diversisporales; Gigasporaceae
Source: the annotation of a GenBank genome assembly
AUGCGUCAAGACAAAGCAGACAAAGCCAUCAAUAAAUUAAAAAACCAUUGGAAAAAGGAUAUCCAAAAGGCUACUAAUCAAGAAGAAUUAAAUGUUUUAAACGACCGCAUAAACGAACUAAAUUAUGGCAAUUUGCCACCGAAAAAAAAACAAGUUUUUCUGGAAGAACUUCAAAAAAAUCAACGAGUAAAAAUUUGA